Carassius auratus (goldfish) is the source of this 1499-nucleotide messenger RNA. RefSeq names its product paired box protein Pax-3-B-like. The coding region runs from base 102 to 1499 and encodes 465 amino acids. The record is from RefSeq and is a predicted model, not a curated record. Gene Ontology annotation, molecular function: DNA-binding transcription factor activity, RNA polymerase II-specific; RNA polymerase II cis-regulatory region sequence-specific DNA binding. NCBI's taxonomy places the organism in Eukaryota, Metazoa, Chordata, Actinopteri, Cypriniformes, Cyprinidae. The transcript is spliced from 9 exons. Gene Ontology annotation, biological process: regulation of transcription by RNA polymerase II; anatomical structure development.
GAUAAUCGGAGUUUAUAAUUUUUGUUUUUAAUCGUGGAAUAUUUACAUGAUUUUUUGAGCCUGCAGAAGAGCACUUUUAUUGACCCCACUGCUCUGGAGCAAUGAGCGGCUUGGCAGGGACCGUUCCCGGGAUGAUGCGUCCAACUCUCUCCCAAAACUACCCCCGCAGUGGCUUCCCGAUGGAGGUGUCAACUCCGAUGGGUCAGGGUCGAGUCAACCAGCUCGGAGGAGUUUUCAUCAACGGCCGGCCUCUCCCGAACCACAUUCGACAUAAGAUAGUGGAGAUGGCCCAUCACGGGAUCCGGCCCUGCGUCAUAUCCCGCCAGCUCAGGGUCUCUCACGGCUGCGUCUCCAAAAUCCUGUGCAGAUACCAGGAGACUGGAUCCAUCCGGCCUGGAGCCAUCGGCGGGACUAAAUCCAAGACUACAUCUCCAGAUGUGGAGAAGCGCGUUGAGGAAUAUAAACGGGAAAAACCUGGAAUAUUCAGUUGGGAAAUUCAGGAUAAAUUGCUCAAAGAGGGAAUUUGUGAACGGAACAACGUACCCUCAGUGAGUGCGAUAAGCCGCAUCAUGAGAGGCAGAUGUGGGGCAGGAGGUGACGAGGAAGAGGAGGGGGAUGAAGAGGAGGAGGAGAAGCGCGAGCAGGAAGAACACGCGCGCAGGAGCGGACACAGCAUCGAGGGGAUUCUCGCAGACAGAUCGAGUCCAUCUGAUGAAGGUUCAGAUGUGGAAUCGGAGCCCGAUCUGCCGCUGAAAAGGAAACAGCGUCGCAGUCGGACGACGUUCACAGCCGAACAGCUGGAGGAGCUGGAGAGAGCUUUCGAACGCACACAUUACCCUGAUAUCUACACCAGAGAAGAGCUCGCUCAGAGAUCCAGACUCACAGAGGCACGAGUGCAGGUGUGGUUCAGUAACAGACGAGCUCGCUGGAGGAAGCAAGCAGGAGCCAAUCAGCUCAUGCCGUUCAAUCACCUGAUCCCCGGUGGUUUUUCACAUGCGGCGAUGUCCAGUCUCUCCCCGUAUCAGCUGUCAGAGAGCACGUACCCACCCACUGGCCUUUCCCAAGAUUCGAGUCCUGUACACAGACCUCAUCCGCUGCCUGCAGGCCAUCAGAGCGCUGGAGGGGCGGGGCCAGAGGGCGGGGCUUGUCUCUCCAGUUGCCAUGGUUAUGCAGGAUAUUCAGAUACAUUUGGACCUCAUAACAGUAAUGGACUGUCUUCUCAGGUUAUGGGACUCAUAAGCCCAGCUGGAGUUUCUCCUCAGACUCAGGCUGAGUUUUGUCUGUCGUCUCUCAGCGGUGCUCUGGAUUCGUGUGGAUCGGUCAGCAGCAGCUGUUCUCAGCGCAUGGAGCCACUGUCCAGUCUACCUGCCCUCUCUAACCUGCCCAACUCACAGACCUACAUCCAGGCCUCCUUCUACAGCAUGGAGCACAGCGCCCCCCACCAGUAUAGCCAGUACGGACAAAAUUCCUUUCAUUAUCUGAAGCCUGAAAUCGCCUGA